AUGGUCCGCUCGGACUAUGCUUGCAUUCCUGCCUCAUGGAACGGCCAAACCUUGGCAUAUACCGACCCUGGCAUUACCACGGGUCACUCGUGCAUUGACCAUAUUGCUACGUGCCUUCAUGUCACGCUUGCCUUCCCGAACAAGACUCACCGUGCACGGCAUCCAGUGCGUAUUGAUGCUCGCGCCGUUGCAGACCCGGCCCACCGCGACACUGUUAGUCGCAUCAUCCGCGGGGCGCCCAAACCUUCGUGGCAGGUUGAUGUCAGCGAACAUGCUGCCCGAGUUGUUGACUAUCUGUAUUGCCAGCUUUCGCGCGCCUUCCCAGUACGACGACGAAGGCUACGUGCCAGCCAUCUUUCCUCUGAUGCCCAGGCACUGCAUGGACUAGUUGCAACUCUCCGCCACAACAUUCGCACUCACAAGACUGCUCUGCAAUGGGCUCUCCUUCGAUGCGUUCUCUCAGUGUGGAAAGGGGGCUGCGGCUCCUUCGCUGCAGUAUUCUCAGGUCGUUGGCUGUGGCAAUUGCAGCAUCGCUUCGCUCUUUCUUGCAUGUUGUUGCAUCGGACUGGCCGUGCUUUGCGUCGCCAGUGUAGGGUUGAUAGGGCGGAAUUCUUCACUUCCGUCGCGGAUGACAUCGCCAGGAGUUCCCCUGGCGAAUUGCACAGUACGGUAAAGAGGGUCCUCCGCCCCAAAAAGUUCCGCCGCAGUUCCGCUGACCCCCUCCCGCUUCUUUACAGGGAGGAUGGCACAAUUUGCAGCACGGACACUCAAGUCCUAGAAGCAUGGCGCGAACACUUCAGCGCUCUAGAGGAUGGUCAGACCGCGUCGGUCGAGUCCCUGGUGCAGUCCUGCCGAACUUGGCAAACCUCGUUCUCUGGCACCGAGGAGGUUGACAUAGCACGAGCCCCUACGAUGGCCCUUCUUGUAGAGGCUUUCAGGGCGACUUCCGCUCACAAGGCGUGCGGUCCCGACAUGCUUCCCCCGGCGAUAUGCCACCACUUUGCGCCGGACCUUGCUAUCCUAUUCUGGCCUAUGGCCCUUAAAACUAUCCUAUCAGCGGCGGAGGCCGUUGGCCUGAAAGGGGGUAUAUUACAUCACAUACCCAAGCCUACCUCCGCCAUGCAAAAUGUUUGCAGUGGCCACCGAGGCAUCCUAGUGCAAUCGUGCAUCGCUAAGGCCAUGCACCGCACCAUGCGCACUUUAGCGGUGGGCCAGUGGCUGCCACACUCUAUGCAUGCCCAGCUCGGAGGUCGUAAAGGCUGCUCUGCCAACUUCGGACAUUUCUGCUCCCGGGCCUUCUUGGCUUCGUGCAAGGACCGCGGUCACAGCGGUGGCAUCCUCUUUGUCGACCUUGCCGCUGCAUAUUAUAGCGUUGUGCGGGAGAUUGUUGUUGGCGACCGUCUAUGCUCACGGGGGGUUGCUGACAUUGCCUCCUCCCUGCGUCUCUCCCCUGAGGACUUACAGGUCAUGCAGAGCCAUAUCGCUGAGCAGCCAGUCCUCCAAUCCCAGGCGGCCGCGCCGCUCUUUAUUGAGCUGGCUCGCGAGUUGCAUAACCACACGUGGUUUAUGCUUUCAGGAGACAGCACGCUGGUCCGGACUUACCGGGGCACGCGACCAGGUGGGGCGUUGGCUGAUGUUAUAUUUAACAUCCUCUUUAGUCGCGUCCUUCGCCGACGGUGCAAUGAAGGCCUAGCAGGCACGUCCCCGGCCCUCCGGUGGGACGGCGCACGCACGCCGUUCAUUCCUUGCCCAUCUUCCGCGCCCCUGCUCGAGGUCCAGGACAUUGUCUUUGCGGAUGACCUUGCUUCCCUGGUGAUUUCACGACAGGCCUCAGGACUUCGACAUGCCGUUAGCAGCGUUGCCGCUGCCACCCUGGACGUACUGCCUGCCCACGGAUUGACGGCUAACUUAGGCCCCAAGAAAACCGCGGCACUCCUUGCCGUUUGUGGCCCGGGGUCUCGCGCUGCUCGACGCGAACUUUUCACCACGCGCAAAGGACGGCUCCCGGUUUGCUUGGAGCACUCUGGAGCGGUGCAUCUGGACCUUGUAACCUCAUACAGGCACCUAGGGUCGGUGCUGACGAGCAGCGGCGAGCUAGGCGCCGAGAUAUGCCAUCGACUCGCGCUAGGACGAGCCGCUUUCCGUGAAGGCAAGACCCGCCUCUUUGCGUGUCAGCGUAUCCCGCUGCAUCGCCGUGCGGUCCUUUUCCGCUCCCACGUACUUUCAACCAUACUUUCUGGAUGUGGGACUUGGCCGAUUUUGCGCACAGGGGAAUGGAAGAGCUUCAGCGGUGGAAUCCUCAGUCUUUACCGACAAAUGCUUGGGCUGUGGAAGGAGAAUUGGAGGGUCACUGAAGUACUUGGCAGGCUACAGGUACCUGACCCCGCUUCCCUUCUGGCUGCCGAACGUCUUAGGGCCGACGCUGCCAAGCGUGCGCAUCCGCAGGCGCCUGCCGAGUCGGGACCCGGGGCUCGAACGCCUGAGACCGAGCUAGCUGAGACCUGCGUCCCUCUUCUCCUGUCUCUCGAAGCCUCUCUCCCUGAGACCGACGAGGAGAUUUUCCAGAUUGUGUGUUCCCAUGUUGCUCCGCUGCCACUGAUUCGGGAUACUCUUCAGCAAUGGCGGGACACCCUGGCUGACACGACUGUUCAGGAUGCGUGUGAUGAUGUCCUUCUCGUGUUACAUCCUGUGCACAUUUGCGAGAAAGUGUCCGGCUCCGUCCAACAACAACCGGACGAGCCGGUCUUUCAGCCUCAGAUCCUGCCGCCGGCUUACCGCCCUACCACUACGCCUGGGCCUGUUCUGUGGUGCGGACGUUUGUGCCCGGCAUGGGUCUCCCUUUGGGGGUUGGACUUGUACCCACCAGUCAAGGUUGACUUCCAUGAUGCCGCCCUUCCCCGCCUGCCUGUCGUUUCGGGGAUAUGCAUCGUGUUUCCGCCUCCUCCAUCUGGUUCUUUCACCGUCUCCUCGAUCCCUGCUUGCACUGUACGCUCCCUCCGGCUCUUCUGGCAUCGAUUGCACCGUUGUCGCACUGGCUUUCAGAGCUCGCUGGAGACGGGGGCACGUCCUCCGGACUUUACGCCUUAUGGAAAGAAAGAAAGGAGCAAAGGCUCCAGGCAAUCUCCGCAGAUCUCGGACAUGAGGCGACAGGGUGACUCUCAGGCGCUGUCGAUGAGGUACCUGUGGUUGCAGUCUACGAUCAACUUGCUUCAGGUGUGCCGUGCACCCGAUAAAGAUUCCUUCCCCAAGCCGGCUGAGAAGCCGAAUGUUGCGAUGAACCCCGGCGCGCGGGAGUUCGUCCCGGCAGCGCAGCUGUUGGAUGCCUGGCCCAGCUAUGGCUGUGAGGCCGCCCACUUACUGCCUCGCGCGGCCCUAGCCGAGCUGAGGAGGUUGGAGCACGCGGCAGCCCUGCGAAUCCAACGUUGCUGGCGCCAGUGGCGUGCUGCCAGGGCCCGGAAAGAAGCGAAAGGAAGGCGGCCAAAAAGCCGACGCCGGCAACGGCACGCCGCGGCCGAAGAGUGGUGGGCAUGGCAGGAGGAGUGGUCCUCUUGGCCAGCCGAGGGGGGGCUACGGCGGCAGCGUGGGAAGUCGAUGUCCUCGCGGACGCAGUGGUGGAGCUGGGAAGGAGCUGAAAAGGGUGAUGCGCGUCCCUACCACGCUCAGGCUUGGAAGCAUCUUCCCGAAGCGCCGAAGACGUUGCGCUGGGUGCCGAAGAAGCCAGCGUCCGAGUUUCAGGACACGGCCACGGAGGUCUCGACCAUGGUCUCCGGCCACACCACGGUGAAGCCUCGAUGGACUUGGAGGGCGGAGGAGGCGAAGCUGCGCAGCCGAAGCCAGCCGCCCCACAGCCGACGUUCCACCACGCCUCCACCUCGAAAUGUGCUGCUUCCCCGGGCGCCUGCCCAGCCGCAGCCUACCAGGGUCGCUUUGUCUCGCGGAGUUGAGGACUGGCCCAUGGCCAUCGGCGCUCCGCCGCGGAGGAACGCCGCAGCCGUGCUCGGUGAGCUGCCGCAGGAAAAGCAAGGAUUUCUGUUGGUCAUCGGGACCCUGAUGGUCCUGGAGUUGUUCAUCGAUGCCCUUGUUCUUUUCUGGGUAGGGCUGGAGGAUUUCGGAACUUGGCAGUUGAGGAUACAGCAUGCGCGCGCCAAGGAGUAUGCACCUUCGCACACCCCGUACAGCGAUCAGGAAGGCCUUGCAACCCUGCUGGAGAAUGCUCAGGGCACUGCCGUCUGGACUUGGAUACCUUCUCCAAGGCGUGGAUGCGAUGCUGCGGGUAAAGCAGUUUCGCUCAGGGCGUUAGUGGUUGCAGGUGCAGAUGAUACGGACCUGGAAGCACAUCUGCGGACGGCUCACGUCGAGGAGACUCGGCGGAAGACCAGCUCGCACCGGCGAGUGCGACGCGAGACGCGCGAGGCCACCGCUGAAGCUUUGCCGCGAACUGUGCGGCAAGGCUCCGUGGCCUCCGCCGACAGAGAGGUAUUGACGCGCACUGCGAGCCUCCACGAGGAUGUGAGGCGGCCUGUUGAGCAAGAGGACCUGCAGGAGGCUCCCGCUGGCGAGGAGACCGAGCCAGUGGACGCCGAAAUGGGGGAGCCGGAGAUGAGGGAGGGCGAGGAGGAGGAAGCCUACCAUGAAGGGGACGAGGAGGAGGAUGAGUUCCUCGCAGAUUGGCAGGAGGCGAUCCUGGAAGGCGAGGCCGAAGCGGAGGCCGAGAUGGCCGGGGAGACGCAGGAGGAGUUUCACGAAGAAGACGAGGCGCCUCUCUUUGAGGCUGCUGCUGCUGCCGCCUCUUCCGCGGAUGCUCCGCUGGAGGAGGGACUCAGUGAGGCUCCAGAAGUGAAAGAAGAAGAAGGCCCGCCCCCGGCUGCCGUUGCCGAGACCGAGGAGUCUGACCGUUGGCCGAUGCAGAGCCGGAGCCCGUCCAGGCAGCCCGUUGCCGCAGAAGGUCCGGCCGAGGAGCAGGAGGAGAAUCGGACGGAGCAGCAUCGCCGGCACAUCGAGCGACGCCGGGCUGAGGUCAAAGCCGGGCAGCAAGCUGUGAGGCCGGAUUCCACCGCCGAGGACGAGGUUUCGGCCCGUGCGGCGGCGGCUGCUGCUGCCCUUGCGGCUCGGCGUGGGAAGCGGGAGGAGGCUACAAAGACCGAGAAGAUGGACAAGGCCAAGACAGAGAAGAAGCGCAAACGGAGAGAAGAGGCCGCAGUGGCCCCGCCCGAGCAACCAAGCUCGCGGAGCCACCCACCGGAGCAGCCGGAAGAUGACCGGAGGGCCAUCCCUCGCAAAAGGAGGAAAGAGGAGCCUCCAGCUACCUCUCCUCCAGGCGAAGCUGGGCCACCCUUGGAGCAUCCAGAGCCCGAGCCUCCGCAGCAGGCCCCCACAGCCGCCCACGUCGCGAAAGUGGAGCCGCUGGAGGAGGCAGGCGAGAAGACUGGCUCCUCCAAGAAGAAAGAAAAGAAGAAGGAGAAGAAGAAGGACGCAGCCGAGGAGCCACGUUCCUCUCGAGGUGAGCACCGCGAGGCUGCCCAGGAGCGCAAGGCACGCGACGAUACACGCCAUCAUGAGCGUGACCGCGAGCACCGGAAGGAGCGCCGUGAGAAGGAGCGGAAAGAGGCAGCAGGGCCGACGCAGAGCCCCGUGAAGGAGGAGCGGAGGCGGCGGCGAGAGGUGGCAGACGCCUCCGAUCGCCAUGGCUCUGGACAAAAGGAGAAAACUCGGGAUCGCCGAAGGAGGAGCCACUGA
Molecule: messenger RNA, 5736 nt
Organism: Symbiodinium sp. CCMP2456
Lineage: Eukaryota; Dinophyceae; Suessiales; Symbiodiniaceae
Source: the annotation of a GenBank genome assembly